This is a messenger RNA of Tympanuchus pallidicinctus (lesser prairie-chicken), 1691 nucleotides long. It is a transcript of the gene COQ10A, whose product is annotated as coenzyme Q10A. The record is from RefSeq and is a predicted model, not a curated record. The transcript has 5 exons. Gene Ontology annotation, molecular function: ubiquinone binding. Gene Ontology annotation, biological process: ubiquinone biosynthetic process; cellular respiration. The coding region runs from base 61 to 750 and encodes 229 amino acids. Gene Ontology annotation, cellular component: mitochondrion. Lineage: Eukaryota; Metazoa; Chordata; Aves; Galliformes; Phasianidae.
GGGUGAAAGGUCACGGCGACGCCGGGCUGAGGGCAGCGGAGCCGCGUCCCGGCCCCGGUCAUGGCGGCCCGGCGGCUCCGCGGGGCCCUGCAGUUCGGGGCGCGGCAGCGGCUGCGGGCGGUGGCAGCGCCUCCUGGGAGAUUUGCAGCACCGUGCAGCCUUGGCUUCGGCCGCCCGGUGGUCAGCGCUGAGUGGGAGCUGCAGCGCGCGCCCUCCCGCUCCUUCCUCAACCUCGCGGGCUCCUUAACCAACAAACGCAAGGAGUACUCGGAGCGGCGCAUCAUCGGGUACUCCAUGCAGGAGAUGUACGACGUGGUCUCCAACGUGGACGACUACAAAACCUUCGUGCCCUGGUGCAAGAAGUCGGUGGUGGUCUCCAAGCGGACGGGGCACAUCAAGGCGCAGCUGGAGGUGGGAUUCCCGCCCGUCCUGGAGCGCUACACCUCCAUCGUCACCCUCAUCCGCCCGCACCUCGUCAAGGCCGUCUGCUCGGACGGGCGGCUCUUCAACCACCUGGAGACAAACUGGCGUUUCAGCCCCGGCAUCCCCGGUUACCCCCGCACCUGCACCGUGGAUUUUUCGAUCUCCUUCGAGUUCCGUUCCCUGCUGCACUCCCAGUUGGCCACCGUGUUCUUCGACGAGGUCGUCAAGCAGAUGGUGGCGGCCUUCGAGCGCCAGGCGGCCAAGAGCUUCGGGCCCGAGACCCGCAUCCCGCGGGAGCUCAUGUUCCACGAGGUGCACCAGACGUGAGGGCGGCGCUGCGGCUGCGGACUGUGCCAGGCUCAGCCCCGCCCCCCUCUUAAAUAUUUAUUUGAGUGCGUCUUUGCUGCCGUUGCCUGGAAUUCCCUCCCGGCCCCGCGGGCGCCAAGCGCUGCUCCUGCAGGGGGCUGCUGGGAGACCCCCGGCCCCGUCGCACCACGGCAGGAGCCGCGGCCCAGCGCCGGACUCCCUCAUUUUGUAGCUGAUUUUGGUUUUAAGUUUUUGUUUUAGUUUUUUUUUCUUUUUUUUUUUUUUGGGGGGGGGGGGAGAUUUUUUUUUUUAAACCCUUCGUUCCUCUUAACUCUGCAAGGCCAGAGGGCUCCAGCUCCUGCGCCCGCGGUGGAGGAACUCCCGGGUCAGCUCUGCCUGCCCCGCAGAGGAGGAAGGUUGGCGCUCGCUGGCGGGGGAGCCCGGCCGGAUCCUGCUGGGGAACACAAGCGGUUGGUGGGGGUCUCGCCGCCGGGUCCCCCCGCCCCCGCCCCGACUCUUCAGGAACGGAAGGGAAGAAGGGGCGGAGCGAGGCGGCGGCGGGGCAGAGCUGCCAGCCCCUCGCCUGCAGCCGCCGUGCGCCCGCCCCGCCGCGCAGUUUGCACAAGUCUCACGCACAGCAGGGACGGGGGCCUCGCUCCGACCGGCCCCUGCCCCCCCCCCCCCCCCACCCGUUGCCCCUCGCCACCCCAGGGACCAGCACGGCCCCGGCCCGAGGCGCCCCCCGCUCCCCCUGAGCUUCCCUACCUUCAGCCUGGAGGACCCGGGCUCCAGCAGGCCGUGACACCCGCUGGGGGGCCACAAGGGGCCCCCUGAGCCACCCCCCGGCCCUAGGCUCCCCCACUCAGCCCCCCCCGUUCCAUCCCCGUCACGGAGGAGAUCGUGGCCUUGCUGUCCAAGGAAGGACUUCUGCGUAUGCCAAUAAAGAGCAUUUCCAAGGGUGA